Molecule: messenger RNA, 6374 nt
Organism: Oncorhynchus keta (chum salmon)
Lineage: Eukaryota; Metazoa; Chordata; Actinopteri; Salmoniformes; Salmonidae
Gene: arhgap42b
Product: rho GTPase-activating protein 42
Exons: 24
Coding region: 202-3102 (966 amino acids)
Biological process (GO): signal transduction
Cellular component (GO): cytoplasm
Molecular function (GO): GTPase activator activity; protein binding
Source: RefSeq, a predicted model, not a curated record
CUGGAGAGAAAAGUACAUAUCUACGGCGGAAGUACCGAGAAAGUGGGAGGGGAAAAAAAGUUUCGACAACUCUAGAUUGCGAAUAACACCGGUAUAGCAUGAUGAAAACAAACUUCUGUUAGGUAAAUACUUUUAUGAUCGGAAAAUAACUUUUAAACUAGUUUAUUGUGCGGGACACAUAGUCUUACUUUCGAGUUCACAAUGGGACUCCCAACUCUGGAGUUUAGCGAUUCUUUUCUGGAUAGCCCUGAUUUCAGAGAACGGCUAAAAUAUCAUGAAAUAGAGUUGGACCGAACAAACAAAUUCAUCAAAGAACUGAUCAAAGACGGGAAUAUGUUGAUAACGGCGCUAAAGAAUCUGUCUACUGCGGUCCAGAAGUUCUCUCAGUCCCUCCAGGAGUUCCAGUUUGAGUGUAUAGGAGACGCAGAGACGGACGACGAGGUCAAUAUUGCCCAGUCGUUCAAGGAGUUCUCCCAGCUACUGAACACCGUGGAAGAGGAGAGGAGACGCCUGAUCCAGAAUGCAGAUGAUGUGCUAAUUGCACCUUUAGAGAAGUUCAGGAAGGACCAGAUUGGAGCUGCAAAGGAAGGGAAGAAGAAGUUUGACAAGGAGACAGAGAAAUACUACACCGUUCUAGAGAAGCAUCUGGCCUUGUCUUCCAGGAAGAAAGAACCGUUCUUACAAGAGGCAGACACACAGAUUGACAAGGAGAGGCAGGUGUUCUAUGAUGCUUCCCUGGAGUAUGUCUUCAAGAUUCAGGAGGUCCAGGAGAAGAAGAAGUUUGAGUUUGUGGAACCGCUGCUGGCCUUCCUGCAGGGUCUGUUCACGUUCUACCACGAAGGAUAUGAGCUCGCUCACGAGUUUGAGCCUUACAAACAACAGCUCCAGUUCAACCUGCAGAACGUAAGAAACAACUUUGUGAGUACGAAGCAGGAGGUAGAGAAACUGAUGAAGAGAAUCAGAUCAGCUGAUCAGGACUACAAACCUCCAGGGCAGUGGACCAUGGAGGGUUUCCUCUACGUCCAGGAGAAACGGCCGCUGGGAUGCACGUGGACGCGACACUACUGUUCGUAUGAGAAGAGCAGCAAAGCCUUCACCAUGACCACCUUUGAAACCAAAUCAGCUGGCAAACAGAAUGGUCUGGUGGUGAGUCCAUCUGAGAUGUUCAAGCUGAAGUCCUGUAUCCGAAGGAAGACUGACUCCAUCGACAAGCGUUUCUGCUUCGACAUCGAAGUGGUGGAGAGGCAUGGCAUCGUGACUCUCCAGGCUCUGUCUGAGUCCAACAGAAGGCUGUGGCUGGAGGCUAUGGAUGGCAAGGAGCCGAUUUACAAUCUUCCAGCCAUUCUGAGCAAGAAAGAAGAGACGUACCUAAACGAGGCAGGGUUUAAUUUUGUGAGGAAAUGUAUUGACUUGGUGGAGGUACGAGGGAUCAGCACGUUGGGCCUCUACAGAAUAGGAGGGGUCAACUCUAAGGUCCAGAAGUUGAUGACCACUGUGUUUGCAACCAAGGCUCCAGUUGAUAUGAACCUGGACCCAGACACCUGGGACAACAAGACCAUCACAAGCGGCCUGAAGAAUUACCUCAGGUGUCUCUCUGAGCCUCUGCUGACCUUUAAGCUCCACAAAGACUUCAUCAUGGCCGUCAAGUGUGAAGACCAGAACUACAGGGUGAGGGCCGUCCAUGCCUUGGUCCACAAGCUGCCUGAAAGGAACAGGGAGAUGAUGGAGCUACUGAUCAAACACCUCGUCACAGUGUCCACCCACAGCCAGUUCAACCUGAUGACUGUGUCCAACCUGGGUGUGAUCUUCGGGCCCACGUUGAUGAGGUCACAGGAGGAGACGGUGGCCGCCAUGAUGAACAUUAAAUUCCAGAACAUCGUGGUGGAGAUUCUCAUCGAGAACUUUGACAAGAUCUUCCACCAGCCUCCAGACCCCAACGUACCUCUGCCCCAGCCCCAAUCCCGACCAAGCUCACGAAGGAGCAGGGCCAUCUGCCUGUCCACAGGCCCUAGGAAGCCUCGCAGCAUCUACACCCCAACACUGUGCCUUGCAGACGCUGACAGUGACACGUUCAGCAGCAGUCCAGGCAGCACCCCCUUGGGAAGCAUGGAGUCCCUCUCCUCCCACUCCUCUGAGCAGAACAGCUCCUCCAAGACAACUGGCACUUCCUCCCACCACCAGCCCAAAGACAAGGCUUCCUAUCCCCCUGGCCUGUGGCUGGGGAUGGGUCAGGGGACGAGCCAGUGGCUCGGGAUGGGUCAGGGUACCAGCCUGAAGCAGGGGAUGGGUCAGGGGACCAGCCUGGGGCAGGAGAUGGGUCAGGGGACCAGUAUGGGGCAGGAGAUGGGUCAGGGCCCAACCCUGGGUCUCCGUCGCUCCCCCUCACAGCUCUCUUCCAACGGGCCAGGGAAGGGAAGUGUCCCAUCCUGCCUCAGCAGCCCAGAGUCUAGCUCCAGGGAAGACGUGGAGACAGGGAGGACAGACGGGGAGUCGGAGGGAGAUGCUCUGAGUCUGUCCUCAACCAGCACCACAGCUACACCCAGGGGGUCCAUCGGCCCGAAGAAAGCCCCCCACUCCCAGACGGAUCUCCGGCCGGUGCCCGUGACCCAACUGACCCAGCUGAACCGCUCAGCCGCUCCCUCUCUGAGGUCACUGUAUAUAUCUGAAGGCCGUAGGAGUCUGGCAGGUUCAGUCCAGAGUCUGUCUGCCGUGACGCUGGACCAGAAAGACCAACAGAAGGAUCGGAAGGAGAGUGUAGAGUCUACAGACCCCCCAGACCGCCCUCCUAAACUAGUCACCCGUCGGAGAUUGGACAGACCGGACAAGAUGGAGUCCUCCAGCAACGGAUACCAGAGACCAGGAUCAGUGGUUGCUGCAAGAGCCAUGUUGUUUGAAACCUGCCCUUCAGCGGCGCAGACCACACCUGUUGGAAGAGACGCCAAGGCCAUGUACUCCUGUGAAGCAGAACACAGCCAUGAGCUCAGCUUCCCACAGGGGGCUCUCUUCUCAAACGUGUAUCCAUCUAUUGAACCUGGCUGGAUCCAAGCAACGUUCCAGGGAAAGACUGGCCUGAUCCCUGAGAACUAUGUCGUUUAUCUCUAACAACAAACUGACUGCUCCAGGACCUAAACAUCCCAAACGAACCUUGAUCAUUUCAUGGUAUCCAUGGUAACAAUAAUCUGUAAUGUGAUUGUUGUGAAGGCCAAGUUUCCCCAUAUUGAUCAGACAUGUAGAUAUGGGAACGUUGACUAUUGUUCAUAUGCAGUAGAAGGAGCAGAUGUGUGUUUUUAAUCACCUGAAUGAUAUACCUACCUACCUACCAACCUACCUACCGUAUCUACACCCUUAUCAAGAUGAAUACUUCUGGUCAUGUCAUGCUGCUGGUCCUAUUCUUAUAGGUUAGUGUUGAUAUACUGUAUGUUCCAGGUGGGAUAUACAGUAAAAACAUACACGAUUGAUAAUAUACACUGAACAAGAAAUAUAAACUCAACGUGUAAAGUGUUUCAGGAGCUGAAAUAAACAGAUCCCUGAAAUGUUUCGUACGCAAAGAAAGCUUUUUCCUCUCGCAUUCUGUGUUUACAUCCCUGAGCAUUUCUCCUUUGCCAUGAUCAUUCAUCCACCUGACAGGUGUGGCAAGAAGCUGAUUAAACGGCAUCAUUACACAGGUGCACCUUGUGCUGGGGGACAUUAAAAGGCCACUCUAAAAUGUGCAGUUUUGUCCACACCACACAAUGCCACAGAUGUCAAAAUGUUUGAGGGAGAGUGCAAAUGGCAUGCUGACUGCAGGAAUGUCCACCAGAGCGGUUGCCAGAGAAUUUAAUGUUAAUUUAUUUCUCUACCAUAAGCCACCUCCUACGUUGCUUUAGAGAAUUUGUCAGUACAUCCAACCGGCCUCAAAACCGCAGACCCACGUGUAUGGCGUUGUGUGAUGUCAGCGUGCACAGAGCGCCCCGUGGUGGCAGUGGGGUUAUGGUAUGAGGCAGGCAUAAUCUAUGUACAACGAACACAAUUGCAUUUUAUCGGUGGCAAUUUUAAUGGACAGAAAUCGAGAGGCCCAUUUUGUUUAAGGUAUCUGUGACCAACAGAUGCAUAUCUGUAUUCCCAGUCAUGUGAAAUCCAUAGAUUAGAGCCUAAUGGGUUGAUUUCCAUUAAUUGAUUUCCUCAUAUGAACUGCAUGUUGCGUUUAUAUUUUUGUUCAGUAUAAUAUCAAAAAACGUCCAGGAUUCAAUUGCGAUUUUUGUCGGCUAUGCACCAUGUAAAAGUAAAAUAUCUGAAUGAGCUGACAGGUUCUCAGCGGAAGAACAUUGCCUUUAAAAGGUGCAUAGCGGACACAGCGUGGACUAAAUCCUACCGAUAAAUACCCACAGGUGUAAAGAUAUACAGGUAUGUUACCCAUAGACCUGCUGGUUGUCUGUCUGUAGUGUUGUGGUACUAGUUUAGUUCCAGUAUUACGUCUGUCUCCUUUAGAUGACAGGUAGGAUUCCCUUCUGAGAUCAAACCAACGCAUCUUUCUGAAUCUCUGAAACAAAAUGUAGAUAUCGUACAUUUCAAUGUUUAUGGCAAUAAACAGUUAUUUAAUGUGAAAUAGUCAGUACGCCGGCUGUGGCUGUUGUUCCAACAUAGAACAGCAUGUACAUGGAAUCAUGUCAUUUUACCCAGAGCGCCUUGCUUCAAGGGCACAUCGACAGGUGGCUCGCGGAUUCGAUCCAACUGACUACGUGGCACACUACAUUUUCCAAAUGGAACCCUAUUCCCUAUGUAGUGCACUACUUUUGACCAGGACUCAUUGGGGAUGUAUUUUCUACUAGUAAAUCACUCAAGUGUUUUUCCUAACUAGUAAAUCACUCAAGUGUUUUUCCUAACUAGUAAAACACUCAAGUGUUUUUCCUAACUAGUAAAACACUCAAGUGUUUUUCCUAACUAGUAAAUCACUCAAGUGUUUUUCCUAACUAGUAAAUCACUCAAGUGUUUUUCCUAACUAGUAAAUCACUCAAGUGCACUUUUGUUUAAAUAUAUGGUACCUGCAUGUUCACACAUCCAGGAGCUCUUCCUCUAGUUGGUACUAUUAACGUAUUUACCCUGUUAAUCUUCACUGUGUAUUGAAAGAAAUGAUCACUUAAAUGCCAGGAUUCGAUCCGAUCCCUCUUUGUCAGCGAUGCACAUUUUAAAGCCAGUGUUCCUGUGUUCGUAGAGACCACGGAAAUGACCUUUAAAUGGUCCAUAUGGUCCAUAUCGUCCAUAUGGUCCAUAUCGUCCAUAUGGUCCAUAUCGUCCAUAUGGUCCAUAUCGUCCAUAUGGUCCAUAUCGUCCAUAUGGUCCAUAUCGUCCAUAUGGUCCAUAUCGUCCAUAUGGUCCAUAUCGUCCAUAUGGUCCAUAUGGUCCAUAUCGUCCAUAUGGUCCAUAUGGUCCAUAUCGUCCAUAUGGUCCAUAUGGUCCAUAUGGUCCAUAUCGUCCAUAUGGUCCAUAUCGUCCAUAUGGUCCAUAUCGUCCAUAUGGUCCAUAUGGUCCAUAUGGUCCAUAUCGUCCAUAUCGUCCAUAUGGUCCAUAUCGUCCAUAUGGUCCAUAUCGUCCAUAUGGUCCAUAUCGUCCAUAUCGUCCAUAUGGUCCAUAUCGUCCAUAUCGUCCAUAUCGUCCAUAUGGUCCAUAUCGUCCAUAUGGUCCAUAUCGUCCAUAUCGUCCAUAUGGUCCAUAUCGUCCAUAUCGUCCAUAUGGUCCAUCGGCUUGAAUCCCGGCCGUAGCUUGUUUUAUGUAAUCGUCUAAGUGAUGCAUUAGAAUACUGAAUGUUUGUCUAAUGUGCCAUAUAUUACUCUCUAGUCUAGUACGCUGGUGUACUAGCAACGUCAACAGUGAAUAAUAUCAACUCAGACUAAACAUGUAUAAUAUGAGGUUUACGUCCCAAAUUGCACCCUUUAGCCUAUAUAGUGCACUACUUUAGACCAGAGCCCUAUUCCCUAUAUAGUGCACUACUUUAGAUCAGAGCCCUAUUCCCUAUAUAGUGCUACUACUUUAGACCAGAGCCCUAUUCCCUAUAUAGUGCACUACUUUAGACCAGAGCCCUAUUCCCUAUAUAGUGCACUACUUUAGACCAGAGCCCUAUGGACCCUAUGCCCUAUAUAGUGCACUACUUUAGACAGGAGCCCUAUGGACCCUGGUGAAAAGAGGUGCACUGUGAAGGGAAGAGGGUGCGGCGGUGCCAUUUGGGACGUAUCCUCCGAUUCUAUUUUUUAUUAAAGAUGGUGUUUGAUAUUUAAUUUUGUACUGUCACAAAAAAAAAACUAAAGACUCAAGUAAUAAAUGUGUAACUUGUGUACAACAGAAUGUCUUAUUAUUCCUCUUCAGUCUAAAAUAAAUAAAUAUAGAUAAAAGAUUUUCAA